This is a messenger RNA of Rhineura floridana, 1809 nucleotides long. Its product is annotated as putative DBH-like monooxygenase protein 2. Gene Ontology annotation, molecular function: copper ion binding; dopamine beta-monooxygenase activity. Gene Ontology annotation, cellular component: secretory granule membrane. Bases 1 to 1809 code for a protein of 602 amino acids. The record is from RefSeq and is a predicted model, not a curated record. NCBI's taxonomy places the organism in Eukaryota, Metazoa, Chordata, Lepidosauria, Squamata, Rhineuridae. Gene Ontology annotation, biological process: norepinephrine biosynthetic process; octopamine biosynthetic process; dopamine catabolic process. The transcript is spliced from 14 exons.
AUGCAGAAUGGCCAGAGAAGCCACUCCACAAUUCCUCCACUGCGUUUCUCUGUGUUCCUCGACCCCACACACCAGAUCUAUCUACGGUGGGACCAUGAUGAAGAAAGUAGCCUAAUGACUUUUGACCUCCAAGCCCAGUCGACUGGAUGGGUGGCUUUUGGCUUCACCAAUCACGGAGAGAUAACUGGGGCAGACUUUGUGAUCGGUGGAGUCCUUCCUGACGGCAACAUCUAUUUCUCAGACUGGCAUGGUGUGAAUGAGGAAACCAUCUUGGAGGAUGAAAGCCAAGACUACGAGUUGCUGUCAUUGACCCAGGAUGAUACAUCCACCACCAUGACAUUCAGGAGACAUUUCCGGACAUGUGACAAGCAUGAUCUGGACAUCACGAGUGACACCCUACGACUGAUUACUGGCUAUGGUACAGAUGACACAAUUGACUUCUUCAAAGGAAAAAUAAUCCACAAAUCUCUUUUCAUGAUGGUGUUUUCAAAUGAAGAUGAAUUGCACUCACCCAGUGUCUAUCAUGUGUAUGACCUGAAACUGAACGAUUUCCCCAUCCCAGUGGAUGACACCACUUACGCCUGCACUUUCCUCCCACUGCCCAUUGUCAAGCAAAAACAUCACAUCUACAAGUUUGAGGCCAUGAUCACGCCCCGGAAUGAAACCAUAGUACACCACAUCCUGGUGUAUGGAUGCGGCAAUGCAAGUGUGCUGCCUAGUGGUGUCAGUGACUGCUAUGGAGGUGAUCCCGAUUUUGCCCUGUGCUCCCAGAUAGUUGUGGGCUGGGCUGUCGGAGGAGGGUCCUACAUGUUCCCAGAUGAAACUGGAAUUUCCAUAGGGACACCAUUGGAUGCCCAGUGGGUCCGGUUAGAAAUCCACUACAGCAAUUUUAAUUUAAUUCCAGACUUAAUUGACAACUCAGGGAUACGUCUCUACUAUACCCCGGAGCUGCGUCCUUACGACAUGGGGGUGCUACAAACAGGACUCUUUACCUUUCCUAUCCAUUUCAUCCCCCCUGGAGCUGAGUCCUUCAUGUCCUAUGGUGUCUGCAAUACCAGUCUGUUUGAUGAGAUGAAUGGGACUCCAGUGCCUGAUAUGCACGUGUUUGGCUACUUGCUGCAUACACACUUGGCCGGAUUGGGAGUGAGAGGCGUCCAAUACCGGAAUGGAGAGCAGGUGACAAUCAUUUGUGAAGACAAUCAGUAUGAUUUCAAUCUCCAGGAGACAAGAGGCAUGAAGAAGGAGGUCGUUUUCAAACCUGGGGAUGAGUUCCUGGUGGAAUGUCACUAUCAAACUAAAUAUCGGACAGAGCUGACCUUUGGAGGGCCAAGUACCCUGAAUGAAAUGUGCCUGGCAUUCCUCUUCUACUAUCCUCGCAACAACAUCUCCAGCUGUAUGGGAUACCCAGACAUUCAGUAUGUUGCGCAUCAGCUUGGUCAAGAGGCAGCAGAUGCAAUGGAAGGAAUGAUGGCCAUCAACCUGGUAGAAUGGGACAACGAGACCAUCAAGACAGCAGAGAAGGCAUGCAAGGAGGCAGAUCAGAUUGUCAUGAUUAAAACAAUUGAUGAGCUGCUGAGAAAUGAAACUGGCUUUGUUCGAGAUAUUGUUGAUGCUGAGCCACCGCCCUGCAAGGACAUUUCCACAUCUAUGCCUGGGCUUCAGCCAGAAGGGCAAGCCAAAUAUCAGGCAGCUCCACCAACGGUGACUUCCAAAGCUCUCAGCACAAAGGGCAUCUUUCCUUUUCCUGCGCUGCUCUUCAUUCCUUUGGGUUUUACUUGGCUUCUUGCCUCCUCUCAGAGUAGACUCUGA